UGCACCAAAUUUCGUGUUUGAAACUCUCGUGUGUGUCGUUUUUGUUCUUGCAGUUAAGAGAGUACAAAUUCCAUGGCUUCUAAAAUCGAAAGCGAGAAUUCAACCGAUACUUCUCCAUCAUCGCCAAAGAACAUAUACAAAGAUCCAGAUGAUGGGCAGCAGCGGUUUUUGCUUGAAUUGGAGUUUGUUCAGUGCCUUGCCAAUCCUACCUACAUCCACUAUUUGGCUCAGAAUCGAUACUUUGAGGAUGAAGCAUUCAUUGGAUACUUAAAGUAUCUUCAAUAUUGGCAACGCCCUGAAUAUAUUAAAUUUAUUAUGUAUCCUCAUUGCCUCUAUUUUCUUGAGCUGCUUCAGAAUGCAAAUUUUCGCAACGCAAUGGCACAUCCAACCAAUAAGGAACUGGCACACAGACAGCAAUUCUACUUCUGGAAGAACUAUAGGAACAAUCGGCUAAAACACAUUUUACCAAGAUCACUUCCUGAACCUGCCACACCUGCAGCUCCUGCUCCUGCUUCAACUCCAUCUCAGGCACCUGUGUCUGCACUACCACCAGUACCUGCAACAAGUGUUGCUGUGACAGCAGCACCUUCUCAAGCUCCUUCCCCAAUGCCAUAUGUUAUGCCCCCUGGCUCUGGUCUUGCAAAAAAUGACAUGAGGAAUCCUACAGUUGAUAAUAGAAGGAAGAGAAAAUGAGUUGUGAAACGAUUUUACAAUUGGCAUAUUAAUUUCUAUGGUUUCCACUGCCUGGCAUUGCUUUUGUUGAAGGGCAAAUGGAAUAGAAAGACAGACGGCAUGUGAUACAAAUAAUGAAACUUUAGCUCAUGGCAUUCAAUGAAAUUGAUCCCACCUACUUCUUGUAUGGACCUUUGUGAUGCGGUUCUUUGAACACUUUGCUGCAUCCUCCUCGAGUUUCCGUUGAAGAUUUUGAUUGACUAGUUCAUAGCCAGUGUACCUAAUUUGAAAUUUUGGGGUCAUCAGAAUGAGAAAAAAGGAAUUUGCUAGCCUUCUCAUUGCUUACACGUAUGAUGUCUACCUAUUAUCUUCAUGUGCAUAUUUCAAGACAGCUUCAAUAGGAGCAGAAAUGGUUAGUUUCGUACAACAUGGAAAUCGAGUUAUCAUGGUGUGGUCGAAAAUUACAAGCCUCUGAAGCUGCAACACCUUAGCUUGGGACAUGGGGGUGUUAGGGUGGUUGCCUUUUUGUGUGUCUUGUCCGUGGUAGUUGAGUAAAGCUGAGUAAAAUUGCGAGAAACACAAACAUGAAACUCAAUCGGGGGUUGAUCGUCUGAAGUAACUUUUAUAAAUUCAUAUGAUAAAGCUAUGAAAAUAAACAAUUUUUUAUCCUGUACUUUCCUUAGGAAAAUACAGAGAUUUUUGGUUUUUAAGAUAUUGUUAUUGUUGGCAAUCAUAAAGGAAAUUUUCUUUUAAUA
Messenger RNA from Glycine soja, 1427 nucleotides. RefSeq names its product mediator of RNA polymerase II transcription subunit 31-like. NCBI's taxonomy places the organism in Eukaryota, Viridiplantae, Streptophyta, Magnoliopsida, Fabales, Fabaceae. Gene Ontology annotation, molecular function: transcription coregulator activity. The record is from RefSeq and is a predicted model, not a curated record. Gene Ontology annotation, cellular component: core mediator complex; mediator complex. The coding region runs from base 73 to 693 and encodes 206 amino acids. Gene Ontology annotation, biological process: regulation of transcription by RNA polymerase II. The transcript is spliced from 6 exons.